GGGGAGGGGAGCCCGGGCAGCGCUCCCCCCCGUGGUGACAGUUUCUAGAAGCACGUCCCGCCGUCCUUUGCGCUCGCAACAUGGAGGAGCUGACGGUGGAAGUGCGCGGCUCCAAUGGGGCCUUCUACAAGGGAUUUAUCAAAGAUGUUCAUGAGGAUUCACUCACUGUUGUGUUUGAAAACAAUUGGCAGCCAGAGCGCCAAGUACCCUUUAAUGAAGUCAGAUUACCUCCACCUCCUGAUAUCAAGAAAGAAAUUGGUGAAGGAGAUGAAGUGGAGGUUUAUUCUAGAGCAAAUGAUCAAGAGCCUUGUGGCUGGUGGCUGGCAAAGGUUCGAAUGAUGAAAGGAGAGUUUUAUGUCAUUGAGUAUGCUGCUUGUGAUGCCACCUACAACGAAAUCGUGACUUACGAGAGGCUCCGACCUGUGAAUCAAAAUAAAACCGUCAAAAAGAACACGUUUUUCAAGUGCACAGUGGAUGUUCCUGAAGAUCUGAGAGAUGCAUGCGCUAAUGAAAAUGCACACAAAGAUUUCAAGAAAGCUGUGGGAGCGUGUAGAAUUUUCUAUCAUGCUGAAACUGCUCAGCUAAUAAUACUUUCUGCCAGUGAGGCAACAGUGAAGAGAGUGAACAUACUGAGUGACAUGCAUUUGCGCAGCAUUCGCACCAAACUUAUGCUUAUGUCAAGAAAUGAAGAAGCUACAAAACACUUAGAAUGCACAAAGCAGCUUGCAGCAGCAUUUCAUGAGGAAUUUGUAGUCAGAGAAGAUUUAAUGGGACUUGCUAUAGGAACCCACGGCAGUAACAUACAGCAAGCCAGGAAGGUUCCAGGAGUUACUGCAAUUGAACUUGAGGAGGACACCGGUACUUUCAGAAUCUAUGGAGAGACUGCCGAUGCAGUAAAAAAAGCCAGAAGUUUCUUGGAAUUUGUGGAGGACUUUAUUCAGGUUCCCAGGAAUCUUGUUGGAAAAGUUAUUGGAAAAAAUGGAAAAGUGAUUCAGGAGAUUGUAGACAAGUCUGGAGUCGUCAGGGUGAGGAUUGAAGGAGAUAAUGAAAAUAAACUGCCUCGUGAAGAUGGAAUGGUACCAUUUGUAUUUGUGGGUACUAAAGAAAGCAUUGGAAAUGUCCAGGUUCUUCUAGAAUACCACAUUGCGUAUCUGAAGGAGGUAGAACAACUAAGACUGGAAAGGCUCCAAAUCGAUGAACAACUGCGUCAGAUUGGUAUGGGUUUCAGACCUUCCUCUGCUAGAGUUCCCGAAAAAGAAAAGGGUUACACAACUGAUGAGAGCACCCUCUCCUCAGUGCAAGGUUCCAGAUCGUACAGCGGAAGAGGGAGAGGCCGCAGAGGCCCCAGUUACACAUCUGGUUACGGUACAAACUCUGAGCUCUCUAAUCCCUCUGAAACAGAAUCUGAGAGAAAAGAUGAACUUAGUGACUGGUCCCUGGCAGGAGAAGAUGACAGAGAAAGCAGACAUCAGCGUGACAAUAGACGACGUCCUGGAGGACGGGGACGCAGUGUGUCUGGAGGCCGUGGACGUGGCGGACCUCGUGGUGGCAAGUCAUCCAUUAGCUCUGUGCUUAAAGAUCCGGACAGCAACCCUUACAGCUUACUUGAUAAUACAGAGUCGGACCAGACUGUGGAUACUGAUGCCAGUGAAUCUCACCACAGUAGCAACCGUCGCAGGAGGUCACGCAGGCGAAGGACUGAUGAAGAUGCUGUUCUAAUGGAUGGAAUGACAGAGUCUGAUACAGCUUCUGUUAAUGAGAAUGGUUUAGAUGAUAGUGACAAAAAACCCCAGCGACGCAAUCGUAGCCGCAGGCGUCGCUUCAGGGGUCAGGCAGAAGAUAGACAGCCAGGUAAUUCGAGUGAAGCUGUGGGUAUUCUCAGGUCAAAAGCAUGAGAGAAUGUUGUGUCUGCUGUUUUACAUAUAGCUGCUUAAUAUACAAAGGUUAAUAACUAAUAAGACUACUAGAUAAAGAUGAAAGAUGUUUCUUAUACUAGGAGAACUUUUAAAAGUUCUUAAUCUGUCUAAUGGAACUAAUUUAUAAUGUCUAACUUUUUGCUUGGAAAUACAAUUAAAGCUUCUGAUCCAGUUCUCAUUGAAGUCAAUAGGCAGUCUUCUGUUGACUUCAGUAGUCCAGGAUCAAGACAUAAAUGAAAGUUCAUGAUCUGCACUCACUUGCGUCUGCACACUUGCAUUGAAUGUGACACAACCUUUUCAGCACUGGCUGAGGAGCAGAGGUGGAAUGGCAGGCUGUGGGUGCCCUGGCAGAGCUCUGCGAGGGAACCUGCAUGGUAACUGCCAGUCCAGAGCUUGAUCCAAACUUCUGCUGUCAGUCUUCAGCUUUUGUGAGCGUUGUAAAUCAUCCACAAAUUGAGGGUGGGACGGAGGAGGAAUUUAAAUGAAAUUGCAUGUUUUCAGUUUUUGUUGUUGUGGCUUGUUGCACUUUUGUGUGUACUAACACUUGAGAUGUGAAAGGUGAACUAGCUCAUUUCAGUAGAACGCCCUGCUCAGCAAACACUUGUACGUGCGUGCCUUAAGGUAGUAGCAGAAGGUCUGCUAGAUUGACAGGCUCAAACAUUACAACAUCACCCACAUCUGUUUUCUGUCUAUCUGUGGUGCUCAUACGAUACUGGGUUUAGAAGGAAAAAAAAGGCUGUUGCUUUACAAUAAUUAAAACUUAAGGAGAAUAAAAAGUACCCUGUUACACUUCUCAGCAUUCUGUAGUUUGGGAACAAAGUUUACAAAGGGGUGGAAGGGAUGACUGGCAUCUCUACAAAAUUUGAAUUAUUUCUCUUUCGAUGCAAGCAUUCUAGGAACAGAACCAAAUCCCCAUAAAGUUCUUGUUUAUUUCCUGUUGAUUUCUUUGUUCAAAAUACCACUUCCAAUUUCAAUAAUAAAUAUUUUUGAAACUGACAAUAAGAGCAUUGGUAGUUACAUGCUUUGUGACAAAUGCUCAAAUUUAAUCUUCACAUACAUUUUCUACAUCUAUAGAGAAUGAAAUGGAGAGAAGGAACUCUUUCCUCCUAAAUAUGAGGAGCAUGUUUCAGUCAUUUAGUAGUUUUGUUGGUUUGGUUUUUGUUUUUUUUUUUUGUUUGUUUGUUUUUUUGCUGUAGUUCCUGGGUUCCUACUUAGAUAUGAGAUUAAGAAUUUAUAUUCUUCGUAUUAGUUGGGUACAGAACAUCUCUUAGAGAAGUCUUCUUGUGCAGAAACUCCCUUGGUCUCAGCAAUAACACAGGGACCCAGUUAAGAGCCUAGUUAAUGUACCAGAGAACUUGUUAUGCUUGCUCUGCUGAUACAGGAUUCUUGCAGUUAUUGAUAAACCCAGGAAAAUAGUUCACCUGAAUGCAUGGCAUACUAAAUACAGUUGACUGUAAUGUUAGUAGAUAAUGCUUGCCGACUCUAAUAUGCUUUAGCUCAUCAAAGAUAUGAAUGUAUAUUUAAAUUUGUAGUACAGUAUAUUCCAAAAAUAGAAUUGACUCUCAAUUGUUGUGGUUACGAGAGGGCAGGAUAAGACAAAACCAAGCUACAAGAACAUGUGCUGAGGUGGUAAGAAGAAAGGAGGUCAGAGAACCCCUGGCCAGCAUCCAGUAAGUGUAGCCAUAGCAGUGCAAGCAUGGCUGUCCUGCUUUUGAGUACAGGCUCACUCAUACAGAGCCACCUCGAGUGCCUGUACGCACAGCAGUUGCCCACCUGCCCACAAGCCGGAGGUGGAUUGCCCUUUGAGUACCAGGAGGGUGAGUUCUCUUGUCAGUUGCUUCAUGGAAGUAACAACGAUUUUAAUGCUGCUCUGUCGUAAGUGAUAACAUACUCUGAACCUCCUCCCCCAAUUCAUUUUGUAUUUUAACCUGCAUUCAUUUUAUUAGUGUGCAAUUCAUCACUACUUAAGAUAGUUAAAAUCCCAAUUAAAAAAGUGUAUGGAUAUAAAGAGCCUGCAGGCUUGAUGUUCUGAAGCCAGGUAUAGAAAUCCCUUCUUUUCAGAUAAAAUUUACACUCAGGACAGAAACAUUAUUUUGUUGAUGGAUUUCAAGAUCCUGCCUUCAGAUCAUCACUGGCUACCACAGAUUUUGGUGAAAAUUUUACUUAUUAACAUAAAAUAACUGAUCUUGCUGCGUAGUUGAUAAAGCCUGUAAGAGUGAAGGCCUUUUGUGAGGUAGCUCCCAGUGGUAGUGUGACUGUGCAGAAUAAGGGUAUGAAGUUUUAAUGCUAAGUUAAAUAUCUAAUAUGAGCAUCACUAAUUUUUUUUUCCUUGAACAGUAA
Messenger RNA from Lagopus muta (rock ptarmigan), 4256 nucleotides. RefSeq names its product FMR1 autosomal homolog 1 (gene FXR1). The record is from RefSeq and is a predicted model, not a curated record. The coding region runs from base 81 to 1895 and encodes 604 amino acids. The transcript has 15 exons. NCBI's taxonomy places the organism in Eukaryota, Metazoa, Chordata, Aves, Galliformes, Phasianidae. Gene Ontology annotation, cellular component: dendritic filopodium; presynapse; membrane. Gene Ontology annotation, biological process: regulation of modification of synaptic structure; anterograde axonal transport; regulation of mRNA stability. Gene Ontology annotation, molecular function: translation regulator activity; mRNA 3'-UTR binding; protein homodimerization activity.